This is a messenger RNA of Monodelphis domestica (gray short-tailed opossum), 4249 nucleotides long. It is a transcript of the gene KCNG2, whose product is annotated as potassium voltage-gated channel modifier subfamily G member 2. The record is from RefSeq and is a predicted model, not a curated record. NCBI's taxonomy places the organism in Eukaryota, Metazoa, Chordata, Mammalia, Didelphimorphia, Didelphidae. Gene Ontology annotation, cellular component: voltage-gated potassium channel complex; membrane. Gene Ontology annotation, molecular function: protein binding; voltage-gated potassium channel activity. Gene Ontology annotation, biological process: potassium ion transmembrane transport; protein homooligomerization; action potential.
GGAAGUCUAUUCCUGGAUUUCCAACAGCAGAUGCCCCCUUUAUUGGGGUGUGUGUUGGGGAGUGGCAUGAAGGGAGAGUGACUGGGUGUAAAGAGGGUAAUAUUUGGACGUGUGGCUGUCCACCUUACUUAGCCCGACUGUGGCGCCACUAAGUGAGACUGAGAACAAGCUUGAGAGUGAGUUUCCUAGGGGGCGGAGAGCUCCGAGUGGGAAGCGGUCUGCAGAAGCAGGUUCCCAGGGUCUCUGGCUCCCGGAGAAACCCCGGGACCCCCUUCCGGGCAACAGCACCUGUAAGUUCUCUGACCUAUUUGUUAGCUCCAGGAACGAAGUUGGGGACGUGACCCUUCGCGGCCUGUGGCUCAAACCCCAAGCUAGUACAGAGGGAAAGGUGCAGGGGGUCGGGGCGAGGGAGAAGAGAGAAGAAAGGGCGGCGGCAGCUCCUGCUGAUCCCGGGACUGGAGGAGGAAGGCGACAGCAGAGCCGGCGGUGGUGGUCGGGUCGUCGCGUGGUUCAUUCAGCUAGCUCCAGCUAUCGAGAGGGCGGAGACACUGGUGCCUCCAAAGUUCUUCUCUGGAUCUAGGGCUGGACACCUCCAUGAUCACAACCAAUGUAUCAGGAAAUGGCUCUGCUCUCUGGGAACCCCGACCCCAACUUCACCCCCUAUUCUUACAAUGGCUUCGAGAAGCUUUGCAAGGUGCAGGCUAAGAAAGGAUUAUUCUACAAGAAAGCCAGGCUCUUGCAUCCUGGAGAAGACUCCUGUUGCCCCACUUACUGUGAGGACUGGCCCCGUCAUGUCAUCAUCAAUGUGGGUGGCAUCAAAUAUAGACUCCCUUGGACUACCCUAGAGAACUGUCCUCUGACCCGGCUAGAGAGACUGAAGUCCUGUCACAACCAUGAUGAGAUCAUGAGCGUCUGUGAUGACUACGAUGUCAGCAGCAAUGAAUUCUUCUUUGACCGAAACCCUUGUGCCUUCAAGACCAUUAUGAAUUUCCUUACUGCAGGGAAGCUGCGGCUCCUUCGAGAGAUGUGUGCCCUCUCCUUCCAGGAUGAGCUGACCUACUGGGGGAUUGAGGAGGAGUGUCUCGAGUGGUGCUGCCUUAGGAGACUUCGGCAAAAAGAAGAAGAGGCGGCGGAAGCCCAGUUCUAUGAGACUGAACUGAUGGUGAAUGAGUCUCCGCCUUGUGCCUUCCAGGAGGGCAAUCGGCUGGCUCAGUGCAUGAGACAGCUCAGGGACAUGGUAGAAAAUCCUCACUCUGGGAUUCCAGGGAAGAUGUUUGCCUGCAUCUCUGUCUCCUUCGUGGCCAUCACGGCAGUCAGCCUCUGCAUGAGCACCAUGCCGGACAUACGAGCUGAGGAAGAUCGGGGUGAAUGCUCCCCAAAGUGCUACAACCUCUUUGUGCUGGAGACUGUCUGCGUGGCCUGGUUCUCCUUCGAGUUCCUCCUCCGCUCAAUCCAGGCUGAGAGCAAGUGCGCCUUCCUCCGGACACCACUCAACAUCAUUGACAUCCUGGCCAUCUUGCCUUUCUACAUCUCUCUUAUUGUGGAUCUGGCUUCUGCCCAAAACAGCAAGCCAGGUGGGACUGGGAAUAAAUACCUAGAGCGAGUGGGACUUGUGCUGCGUUUCCUUCGAGCUCUACGCAUCCUGUAUGUCAUGCGAUUGGCCCGUCAUUCCCUGGGCCUCCAAACCCUAGGGCUGACUGUGCGCCGCUGCACUCGUGAAUUUGGCCUCCUUCUCCUCUUCCUCUGUGUGGCCAUGGCCCUUUUCUCCCCAUUGGUUUACCUGGCAGAGAGUGAACUAGGAGCUGGGAAAGAGUUCACCAGCAUCCCUACCAGCUACUGGUGGGCAGUCAUCUCCAUGACCACUGUGGGCUAUGGAGACAUGGUACCCCGGAGCAUCCCUGGGCAGGUGGUUGCUCUGAGCAGUAUCCUCAGUGGCAUCCUCCUGAUGGCCUUUCCAGUCACCUCCAUCUUCCACACCUUCUCUCGUUCCUACACAGAGCUAAAAGAACAGCAACAGAGGGCUGCGAAUCAUGAGAUGCACCUCUUGGAGGAGAGCACCAGGUCCCACACAGAAGACAGUUCUUCUCAAGCCUUGGAUAGCUCCUUCCUACCAGGGGGACCUGCGGCUGCCGCUGCCCUGGAGCAACAAUGGGCAUUAGCAAAUCACACCUCUAGGAAGAGCUACUGAUGGAAAGCCAGGAAGGCCAUGGCUAAGCCAAUCCCAGAGUAUUGCAGAAAAGAGGAGCCAUUUCUUCCUCCACCUCUAAGACUACAUAGUGGGCAUCAUGAAUAAAUUAGCCUGUGGGCAAGGGAGACAGCAGGGCACCCAGCUAGGGAAGCUCAUUUUGAACAACAAGGUCUUUUCUGAGCUUUUAGCUCAGGGCCAACAUGUAUCCAGCCCCACUGUACAUAAGCUUUUUAGAGAAAUCCCUCAGAGAUGAACCGUGGCCUGGAGCCCCUUGGUGGACUUGCCCCAAGGCCAAGAAAAGGCAACCCUCCCAGCUCCUUUAAAAAGAAGGCCAAGCCACCAUGAAAAGUCAGGCUUCAGAAACCCAGCCACCUGCUGACAGGUCUGAGCCUGACUCAGGGUAGUUAUGCAUAAAAAAUGCUUUGCUGCAGUUGAACUUAGCCUAUUCAAGCAGACACCCAACCUCCUCAGCAGCUGGUCUUCUUACCGAGGAGGUGGCAUGUCAACGGCAGGCCUGGGCUUUGAGAGUAAACAGCCUUUCUAAAAGCAGAUCAUGGGCCUUGUUUUCCUUCUACUUCCAUUUUUUUUUUUUUGAAAUUUUGAUAACUCCCAAAAAAGAAAUCCCAAAAGCCUUAGGAAAUUGAAGACUUUGACUGGAAGUUGUCUAGACUAGUUUUACUUCUGGAUACUUUUCUUCUUGCAAAUCUCUUGAACAAGAUGGCCACCUCUCUCCUCUUAGUCCCUUAAUUAGCUCUUAGCUGGGGGAAAAACACCUAGCCCUCUCACCUCCCCCCAAUGGUAAUAAAUUCAUAUAUAGCCAAGGAGGACUUUCCCUUCCUCAUCCGGAAGCCCUCAACUCCAGAGAAGGGAUGCUCAAUGCAUGGUGUAGAAUCAACAAAAUCUCCAGGCACCUCUCUGAUUCUUCAGAUACUCUGCCUCUCCUUAACAUCGCUGCUGUGCCAUCCAUUAGUAACCCAGGGCCCCUAAAGAGUCUUUAGACAGAUUUCACUUGGUCUGUGACCUUGGGUGGAGAAAAAAAAUUACAUCUUUAGUUUCACUAACCUCCAACUGAAAUUUAGAAUUUCCUUCAAUUAUGACCUUAGGUAAGGAAUCCUUAUUCUUUGAGAGGGUCCACAGAACUCACCAGACAGCUAAAAGUAUCCUUGACACAAAAAAGGUUAAGAAUCUCUGAUUUAGAUGGUAGUAUACCAGUUGGCUCCCCUUUGCAUGUUAAUGAGGAAAUUGCCUCCUCCUCUACCUUCCCCCCUCCCCCCAAAAAAGCUGGAAUAUACCAAAACCUGCCACAGACAAAUUGUGGGAAAAGAGAGUAGUUCUUCAAGGUACCCAAUCUCCAUUAAUAAAUUGGAUCAGAACUGGCCUUGAACACAGGGGCUAGAUGACCUUAAACAAGUCACUUAUCUCUCAGGGUUCCAGGAAAUCUCUAAAUUUCUGAAGAGUUCCUGAUAGGCACUAAGAAGUUCCCUACAUCAGUGACAUCAUGGAUUGGAAACCCCACCACCAUCAAGAUAGGCAUGCCGUCUUGUGCCCAAAUUGUCGUCUCAGUCUCUAACUGAAUUCUCCCCUCUACUUUGAAUUCUUCUCUACCAUCCUCCACACUACUAAAUCCACAGCUGCCAAGAGCACACUCUCCCAUAAGCAUGAGUCUUUUUGUAUUUUGUGGAAAUAGAGAGAAAGGGGAAUUUCCAAGUCCUGCUGCUUUUAAAUUUUUAAUUAAGAACAGGAAAACAAUAAAAGCCUGAUGUCGAGCCAUUCAACCAUCAGCCCUGGUUACAGGGAACUGGAAGAAUGAGGCUUCCUGGGCUCUGGCUGGAAAGAAUGACUUAUAAUGCAGAAGAAAGGGCCAUUGCCUCAAUUUGUCUUAUAGCUCCAGAACAGAACAUGGGUCCUGCCAUCCUUCCCACUGGGCAAUCUAGUUUUAGGACCACAAGUUUAGCCACUGGUACUCAGGGGCAAGCAGGGAGGAGGGUGGCUGAAUGGGGGGGGCCUGUUCGGAAACCUUGCUGCUACAAUUUAAUAAAAAUGCCAAAACUCUUCUACACA